Molecule: messenger RNA, 856 nt
Organism: Darwinula stevensoni
Lineage: Eukaryota; Metazoa; Arthropoda; Ostracoda; Podocopida; Darwinulidae
Source: the annotation of a GenBank genome assembly
AUGCUUGUCGCGUUCCCUCACCUGCCGGAGAUUGUUGUUGAAGUGAUAUUUUCUUUUCUACCGCUCCCGGAGCUGCGAAAUUGCUCUCUCGUGUGCAAAAAGUGGUAUCAGAUCCUCAAUGAUGAGAACAAUGACGUUUGGAGGUUGCACUGCGUCCAAAAGCUGGCCGAGGAAGCACUCAAAUCCGAUCUUUUGUCGUCGUGCCCUACGUAUAAAGCCAAACUCCGGGCAUUCUAUCACGCAUGGAAUCCCAAUGACUGCUCCAGGAAUAUUUACAUCAAGCCGAAUGGCUUCACACUUCAUCGGCAUCCUGUAGCACAAAGCACAGACGCAGCCAGAGGAAAACUAGGCUUCCGGUCAGGUCGUCAUGCAUGGGAAGUGAUAUGGGAGGGUCCAUUGGGCACGGUGGCUGUGAUAGGGAUUGCCACUAAGGACAUGGCAUUGCAUUGCCAUGGAUAUUUACCCUUACUUGGCUCAGAUGACCAGAGCUGGGGCUGGAACCUAGUUGAUAACCACCUCCUUCAUAAUGGGGACUCUCAGGGAAACUACCCACAUCUCAACAAUGCUCCUCGAUAUCAGGUUGGGGAGAGGAUCCGUGUGAUACUAGAUUGUGAAGACAAUACCCUUGCAUUUGAGAAGAACUAUGAGUUCCUGGGUGUUGCAUUUCGAGGCCUUCCAGACCGACAGCUCUUCCCUUGCAUCUCAGCAGUGUAUGGGAAGACUGAAGUGUCCAUGGUGUACCUGGGACCUCCAUUAGAUGGAUGAAUUGUUUUUAUUGAUAUAGUUCUAGAACUCCUCGGGGACUCCCUUGCUCUGAUCUCAUAUGCCAAAGAAUCUCCUACCAUCCUUCAUACAG